AUGGCGGUCGAGGGUCUGGAAGAGUUAUCCCGCGUCCUACUCCCCGCUUCUAUUCGAGGGCCUCGACCGCUGGAGCCCCCGGCGAGAUCCAGACUGAUUGGCCACCGCCGCCCAGGGAGGCGCGCCCGCUUCCCUGCUGAAGGUGUUGAAGGAGGGGUUUUUUUAUUCCCUACCUAUUAUUUUGAAUUCUCACCACCACAACAACACGGGAUGCGAUCAAAUGGUGGUGCUGUCUGUUUGGAACUACUGACGCCGUCUUCCCAAUCAAGCACCAGAGAAGCUUAAAAUGAUUGAUAUUUCCGGUGCAUCUGAAAUUUCAAAUCCUUUCGAAUUCUAAUUGCGAGGAACGAACAUUGGGUUUUUUUUCCCCUCCUCCCUCUGUGAUUUUUUCUUUUUCUUUUCCUUCUUCCCUUUUUACUGAUCAAGACAAGAAAUUAAAUAAAAAAUCAAUCGUAAUCAUAAUUAUCAUAAUAAUUUCAACACAUCCAUCCAUCCAUCCCAGUGGAAGCCUAAACUUACCUUUUUUUUUUUUUUUUUUUUUUCUAUUUCUCUCUCACUCACUCACCCUCUCUCUCUCCAUUCCGAAAGAAGAUAAUCGUGGAAACAAAUACCAAAAAUAUGCGUUAAAUAAAAUAGGCAGUUAAGAAUAACAAUAACCUGAGAAAUGAUAAAUCAUCC
This is a messenger RNA of Aspergillus neoniger CBS 115656, 678 nucleotides long. RefSeq lists its product as uncharacterized. The record is from RefSeq and is a predicted model, not a curated record. The transcript has 2 exons. Lineage: Eukaryota; Fungi; Ascomycota; Eurotiomycetes; Eurotiales; Aspergillaceae. Bases 1 to 285 code for a protein of 94 amino acids.